GCGAUGGUGCAACCACAGCACUUUUGUUCCUAAGAUUAACUAAAAUAUUUAACGCAAACUAGAAGAUCUCCACCAUGUCAGACCAGCACAAUGAAUUCAAGACGGGGAAUAUCUGUCGUAUAUAUAUUAAAGAUUUCCUAACCUUUGAUGAGGUUGAAGUGCGUCCCAAACCUCACCUGAACUUCAUCAUGGGGCCUAACGGCACAGGAAAAUCCACCAUCCUGUGUGCAAUCUGCAUUUGCUUAGGAGGUAAACCAGCAGUCACAGGCAGAGGCAAGGAGGUUACUGACUACAUAAAAAAUGGCAAGGACACAGCAAUUCUCGUGACAGAAAUCUUUGUUGAAGGAAACAGUCCUAAUGUUAUAAUCAAGAGGCAAUUUGGUCGCGAUAAGAAGAAUGUUUGGUUCCUUCAUGACAAGGAAGUUUCAAAGAAAGUGAUAACCAAAUAUCAUCCGUAAAUCAUCGGUGUACAACUAUGCAGGUUGCCAUUGCCAAGGAGGGUUGCCAAUUUUGCCAAGAUGAAUUGCAUCCAACUGUUAGAGGCUACAGAAAAGGCAGUUGGUGAUGCCAGUCUUUUUGAACAGCAUGACCUCUUGAGGUCCAGUGGUGAUAAGAUGAAGGACCUGGCGGCAAAAGUAAAGGAGCUUGAGUCACAGCUGGAUAUUGCAGUCAAGAAGAAUGCCAGAUUAAAAGAUGCAGUGAAGAACCAUGAGCUAAAAAACAAGUUGGAAGAGCAGAUUAAGGAACUUCAGACAAAGAAGCUGUGGGUACUCUUUCAUAUGAAGAGAGAAAAACACGUGUCUCUGAAAUCAAGUUUGUCUAACCAGAAGGCUGCACUUGACAAGAAACGCAGUGAAUUGGAACCGGCACGUAAAAAGAUUGAAAAGGUGAAGAAGGACAUGUCGGAAUACAAGGAUAAUAUACAUGAUAAGACAGCAUUUGCGGAGAAGAAACGGAAGGAUGUAGAGAAACUGCACAAGAGCUACCAACAGCUUGAGGAGGCACUGCAAGACGCACAGCGAGAGUACAGUGGACGGGAGCAGGAGGAGCAGCAACGGAUGCGUGAACUCUCCGACUACCGCAAGCAGCUUGAUGUCCUGCUCGUCCAGCUCAACAAUCUGCCUCAGGUCAAUGAUGAGGAGACAAAAAAGAGGCUUAUGGAACUCACCCAGCAUAUCAAGGAAGCAUCACAGUCACUGGUGAGGCUAGAGAGCCAGGAUGAAGAGGUAGUCAACACCAGGAAGGAGUGUGAGCGAGAGAUCUCGAGCAUGGAGCGUAAACUACAUGGGUUGAAAGAUGUGAAAAACCAACGCUUUGAACUCCUGAACAAGACAAAUGGAGAUGCCUACCGAGCAGCAAAGUGGUUGGAGAGCAAUACUGAUAGGUUUUCUGCACGUGUUCACCCACCGAUAUGUACCGAGGUGAGUCUGGGUUAUUGUUAUUCAGGUGAGAAAGUAGUCAACAGCCUCGCUAGACCAGGGUUGAACUAUCAAAGACGCCAAGUGCGUGUCAAUGUGUCCUUCAUCCAGCAACAUGGACUUCGUAGGAUAUUGGUUAGUAGUCAAUCUUCUGCAAACUUCUUUUGUAUGAUGCCUACUUUCAAUCACUCUCCUACUGUUGCACGCAACUACUCCAUCCCAGAAUACCCAUCGCGGAAAUGCAGACUUGACCGUGUGCCAGUGCAGUUGCCGUAUUUCUAUAUAGGUGGAGAGAGGUACUCCAAGUCCCAGUCAAGGUAUGACAAGGAAUGGUCAACCAGUAUCUACCCUGUAAAAGAGGCUCGGUUGCUGCACAUCACUCUGGACACACAGCACAUCCUGCAGCUCCAGGAAACCAUCAGGAAAAGUCAUGACAGGAUUGCUGAUGCAGAGGAGCAACUAAAGCAAAACAAAACAGAAGAACAUGAGCUUUCAAAGAAUCUUGAGGUGUUACGUAAUGAGAAGAGAGUCCUCCUCUGUCGCAAAGAUGAAAGGCAUCAGUUGGAACAACGCAUUGCCAAUAAGAAGAACCAGAUUGCAAGACACGAAAGGGGUUCCAUCAACCUGGAGGCUGAGAAGGCUAAAAUGACCAAAAAAAUCAAGGAAACAAUUAUCAUGAUGAUAGGCAUUAUGGCUGAGCAGAAGAAGAGGAUGGAGGUGCUGGCUGAGGUGGCAGUGGAGCACUUCAGGCUGGUGACACAGGCAGCCGUCACAAGAACCUCCUUGCAGACACUUGAGGAGGACUUAGUCUCAUCUGGCCAGGCUCUCACCGCCCUGCAGGGAACCAUAGAGAAUUUGCUUCGUGAGCAGAAUGCAGCAAAAGCAGAUGCCAAUUCAACAUUGCAGGAACUCUUACAGUCCCUUGGUAUCACGGACUGGAAGAACAUAACAAAUGAGAUGAGGGAAAAGUAUAAUAAUUCUAAUCUGGAGGAAACUGAACAGCAACUGCACCAGUUGGCGGCCCACCGGGACUGCCUCACCACAGCAAACGAUAGCGAAGUAAAAGAGUACAGGCAAAGAGAGCAAGAAGUGAUCAGCCUGAAGCAGAGGUUGGAAGAAGCUAAGAACAAGGCAGGCAACCACCACGAUGCCCUCGAGGAGAGCAGAACCAGGUGGGAUUUGGGGGUUGUAUUUUGUGGUUGUUCUAGGUUGUUGUGUUGUAUGAACUUGUUGUUGUUUUCUCACUCUCUCUCUUUUUCUCUUCCUCUUCCUCUUUCUCUUUCUUUCUCCUUCAGUGACUGUUUCUCUUUCUCGGUUUGCACAUUUUCUGAUUGUAUCUUCGCCGACGACUUCAGAACGUACGGCAUCAAGAUCAGAGUGCGCUUCCGUGACAGUGACCGCCUUCGGGAGCUCACGGCGCAGCACCAGUCGGGCGGGGAGCGGGCGGUGUCGACAGCCCUUUACCUCUUGGCACUGCAGAGCCUCACCUCCGUUCCUUUCCGUUGCGUCGACGAGAUCAAUCAGGGAAUGGAUCCCAUUAAUGAGAGGCGAAUGCUGAACAUGCUGGUUAAAACAGUUGCGGCUGAGGAGUCUAGCCAGUAUUUCUUCGUGACGCCAAAGCGAGUCCCGGACAUGGAGUAUAACAAGUACGUGAACGUGAUGGUGGUCUUCAACAGCCAGACGAUGCUGCCUCAUCGGAAGUUCAAUCUGCGCAAGAUCCUCCAGAGGCGCCAACUCGGCGGGAAAGCGAACGUGGCCUCCGCCUGCGUUGACUGUGGAGUGAAUUUUGUUAUGAUGAUUCUUCGUGUUAUUUUUUUAUUAUUAUUAUUAUUGUUAUUGUUUGUUUUAUUGUGUUACUUUCUCGGAUUUUGUCGAAGGAAUUUUUUUUGUUGUAUAUUGAAUUGGAUUGUUGUAAUUAAUAUCGUGUGAUGUUUUAUUCAGUUAUAUUUUUUUCUUGUGAAGGAGUAUGAAAAUCCUUGAACAAUUAAUUCAUUAUCCCUGUGAUUAUUAUGAUUUUACAUUUUGGGACAUGGAAAAAUAAUGAUACGGAAAUGUAUCUUACACAUACUUUUAUACCGAUAUAAUUAAUAUUUUUGUAUUGCGAGUAUAGUGUCUUUUAUUUAGAAAUGUAAAGAGGUAUUAAUACAGAAAGUGUUUGUAAACAGAUCUGUAGCAGAAUUUUUUUUGUAACAUAAAAAGGCUUCACAUUUAGUUAGUAAUAAGGAAUAAAGAAUGUGAAUGUAUAAAAAAAAGUGUAUUAUUAUCUUUGCUAUUAUUAUUCUUAUUAUAAUGAUGCUUACUGAAAUGAAUCCUUCUGGCUUCAGGCGGGUCAUACCGCUGGCCUGACCCCCUGUCGUUACAAAUCUUAUUGAAAAUCUAUGGACGUGGCUUUGCUGUUUUCUUGUGUGUGCUUGACUUUUAAUAAGAAUAAACGUGUAUUUAUA
Messenger RNA from Penaeus monodon (black tiger shrimp), 3862 nucleotides. RefSeq names its product structural maintenance of chromosomes protein 5-like (gene SMC5). NCBI's taxonomy places the organism in Eukaryota, Metazoa, Arthropoda, Malacostraca, Decapoda, Penaeidae. Gene Ontology annotation, cellular component: Smc5-Smc6 complex. Gene Ontology annotation, molecular function: ATP hydrolysis activity; ATP binding. The record is from RefSeq and is a predicted model, not a curated record. Gene Ontology annotation, biological process: double-strand break repair via homologous recombination.